This is a messenger RNA of Ixodes scapularis (black-legged tick), 2318 nucleotides long. It is a transcript of the gene Hlc, whose product is annotated as probable ATP-dependent RNA helicase DDX56. The record is from RefSeq and is a predicted model, not a curated record. Gene Ontology annotation, molecular function: ATP binding; nucleic acid binding; RNA helicase activity. Bases 458 to 2149 code for a protein of 563 amino acids. The transcript has 3 exons. Gene Ontology annotation, cellular component: nucleolus. Lineage: Eukaryota; Metazoa; Arthropoda; Arachnida; Ixodida; Ixodidae.
UGGCUUGGCAGACGAGAAGCGAACGCACCGUGAGGUGACAUCUUUAGCUUCGUUCGAUUUACCUGCACCUCUUGCACCGCUGCAGAAAAGUGUUGAGAAAAGUAGAAAAAUCGACGAGAAAAGUUUGGAUCUGUACAAUUCCGAGUAGACAGCCUUACACUUGUCUGGUGGACACAGUGCGUGUGUCACUAAUCUCUAUGGCGUGUGUCAACCAGGCUAGGUGGCGCAUAGUACCGGUACCGCCCGUUACAGAAGGCAUAGCCAAUAUUAUUUAUCCAUCCAUUUAUCCACGUGACGUAAAAUCCACCGCCUGCCGUUAUGGAAGGAACGAACGCACCAUAUUCCUGCAUGGCGGCGUCAAAAUCCAUGUGCUUGCGCAUCGUUGCAUCGUUUUCGCGUUCUGAUUUUUAAGGACGUGCUACGUGCUAUUCAUAUCAAUCGCCGAACGCAGACAGUCAUGACGGGCGACGACGCCGGAGCGCCGCCGACGGUCAUGUUCCACGAGAUGGGCCUGGACGAUCGGCUCCUCAAGGCGAUCGCCAAGUUGGGCUGGACGAAACCCACUCCGAUCCAGGAGAAGGCGAUCCCGCUGAUCCUCGAGGGCAAGGACGUGCUCGCCAGGGCCCGGACGGGCUCCGGCAAGACCGGCGGAUUCGCCGUGCCGCUGGUCCAGAAGUUGCUCCACGCCAAAUCCACGGGGGAGGAACUCUCCCCCGUCGUCCGAGCCCUGGUGCUGGCGCCGAGCAAGGAGCUCUGCCACCAGAUCCACCGGAACCUGGUCCAGCUGACGUCGUCGUGCUCGGACUCUGUGCGCUGCGUCGACGUCUCCGGGCAGGUGGACCUGGCGGCCCAGCGGCCGCUGCUGGCCGAGCAGCCGGACGUGGUGGUGGGCACGCCGGCCAGGGUGCUGGCCCACCUGCAGGCCAGGAACCUGGACCUCAAGGCGGGGCUGGAGCUCCUGGUGGUGGACGAGGCAGACCUGGUGUUCUCGUACGGCCACGAGGAGGACGUGCACGAGAUCCUGCGCCGCCUGCCGCCCAUCUGCCAGACUAUCCUCACCUCUGCCACCCUCAGUCCAGAGGUGAUGGACCUGAAGCGCGUCGCACUCCGGAACCCGGUGACGCUCAAGUUGGAGGACGUGCCACAGACGGAGCAGCUGGCCCAGUAUGUGAUCCGCUGCGAGGAAGACGACAAGUUUGCCCUCCUCUGCGCCCUGUUCAAGCUCCGCCUGAUCCGUGGCAAGACGCUCAUCUUCGUCAGCACGGUUGACCGUUGCUUCGUCGUCAAACUGUUCCUCGAACAGUUCGGCAUCCGCGCCUGUGUCCUCAACUCGGAGCUCCCGGUCAGCUCCCGCUGCUUCAUCGUAAACCAGUUCAACGAGGGACGCUACGAGAUUGUUGUCGCGUCCGACGAGAAACUGGACGCGCCCAAGACCGCCGAAGCCGGCGCCACCAAGGCCAAGAAGCCGAAGUCGUCGCGGAAACAAGACCGCGAGUAUGGCGUAUGCCGGGGACUCGACUUUCAGUUCGUCACCAACGUCAUCAACUUGGACUUCCCGACGUCUGUGGCAGCCUACGUCCACCGGGUGGGGCGCACGGCGCGCGGCGACAACCGCGGCACCGCGCUCAAUCUGGUCAAGAACCGCGAGGCCAAGCUGCUGGAGGCAGUGCAGAAGGAGCUUCCGGAGGCAGUCUUUCGGCCCUACCAGUUCAAGAUGGAGGAGAUAGAAGGCUUCCGGUACCGCAGCAAGGACGCACUGCGGGCCGUGACGCGCAUCGCGGUCCGCGAGGCCAGGCUAAAGGAGAUCAAGACUGAGAUCCUGACGUCGCAGAAGCUCAAAUCGUACUUCGAGGAGAACCCGAGGGAGCGUCAGCUGCUGCGGCAUGACAAGGCACUGCACGUCAUCAAGCACCAGCCACACCUCAAGCACGUGCCGGAGUACAUCGUUCCGCCAACGUUGCAGAAGGCCGUCCGCGCGGGCACCAAGAGGAGAGGUCACGCGAUGGACGACGGGGAGAUGGCACGUGGCGCUCCGACGCCGUGCGGGAAUCGGAUCGGCGUCAAGAAGGGCAAGAGGGCGUCUUCAGCAGCAAAGAGGGACAAGCGGAAGAACAAGGAUCCGCUGCAAAGCUUCAGCUUUGACGAUUAGAACUGGAUAGGUUUCAGAGACUGACGCUGCUUCUUCCUCGGUUGAAAGGGUGCCGGGGUGCCAUUUUCGAUUGCAUUAAAAUGGCGUGCUGCCCGGGCAGGAAGCAAGCUGUGAGAAAUUACAUAUGCUGUACACUUGUUCUCUUAAAGAUCAUGAAACGAUUUUUCAA